Pseudo-nitzschia multistriata is the source of this 1414-nucleotide messenger RNA. The record is from the annotation of a GenBank genome assembly. Lineage: Eukaryota; Bacillariophyta; Bacillariophyceae; Bacillariales; Bacillariaceae.
CAUGAGUGUCAACGAGAAACUCCGGUACRGUACAUACCAGUCACAGAACUUCAGCACACGAUGCGAAUUCGUUUCGACACACAAACAAGGUCACAUCGGAGCGAAAGUCACAGCGUUAUAGCUUGAGCUUUACAUCGUAACCACAACAGAUUUGUACAGUCACCAUCGGCAUGAUAAGYUAGAACAAAAUAUACGAGCUACAGAGUUCUCAAUAUCUUUCUCAAAGAAUCACUAUCUAGUUUUCCUUACCAAGCACUUUCGGCAUUUUACCCAUCGCUAGUUGAAACRAGAAACAAAGUUGCAAAGAGAACAUAGUUGGAAGAUCAUGACAGCGCUCAAGAUCAUACGCGAUUUUUUCCCAUGUGAUUUAAGCCGGGAUGCUCCGAGGACGAAGCGCAGAAAGAAAUCAGAAUCUUCACUUCGUCAUGUAAUGGAAGGCGGSAGUGAGGUGCAGAAAAAUCAGCAGCAGCAAAACGAAAUUCUAUCAAAGGUGGCACCUAGCCUUUUUGUCGCCCACGCCUUGGCUGAGAAUGGCCUGCCCGACCGCAUUGAUCCCUUAUCGAUUGAAUACUUGAUGGAAUUUGAUUACGAUGACGGAASUUUCCAUCAUGAUAUGCCUACGGAAGUUUUGAUGGCCGUAAAGAGCGGAAAUGUUGAUGCACUUACUCGUCAUUAUGUAACAAGAGAUCGACUUSUGGCUCAAAGAAAUUCGCAUGGAGAGACUCUUCUCCAUCUAGCAUGUCGUUUGGGCUCGGUUGCUCUUGURAAAUCGUUGCUUUGCGACGCGCAAAUGUCWGCGUUGGUUCUUGAUCGGAAAGGGAGAACUCCGCUKCACAGUCUGUGCAUGGCUAUGGAUGCAAAAAACGUACGCGACGUCACAAAUUAUCCAAAUUGCGACCAAUUGGAGUCGAUGCGUUUACUUCUUCGAGAAAAAUCCACUCUAGUCGUAUUUCAAGACAAGGAGGGAAAGGUCCCGCUUCAAUACAUUCGACAAUCCGAAUGUAUGAAAACUAAUGAUGAYCACCAGCGUACACUUCUAUAUAGUGUUAUCAACGAGAUGCUUGCCUCUGAACAAGUAGUUGAAAGAGUGGUCGAAGAAAUCUCUUCUCGAGCGAAAAGCUUGCGUUUGGGUCAACGGCUGUCARCAAUUGAGAAAAUAAAUACGCUGUUGGAUUUUUCUGGCAUCGAAGCUGCCAUAAUGGAAACAGGACUGAGUAUUUAAGUGCACUCGAUUCUUUUCUUGCUUUUGGACUACUCUAGACAGAUUUAAAAAGAUUCAAAUCACUUUUAGAUGACGACCAUUUAAAACGCGAAUUAUGAAGAUUGAAUAUCAUCACGUGAUUAAUUCAUUGACCAUCACUUCUAUUCGAAACCGUCGGGUGAUGGGAUCCUAGAGUAAAAAUUUUAUUWUAUU